Mirounga angustirostris (Northern elephant seal) is the source of this 2541-nucleotide messenger RNA. RefSeq names its product Nedd4 family interacting protein 2 (gene NDFIP2). Gene Ontology annotation, molecular function: WW domain binding. The record is from RefSeq and is a predicted model, not a curated record. Gene Ontology annotation, biological process: vacuolar transport; metal ion transport; ubiquitin-dependent protein catabolic process. Gene Ontology annotation, cellular component: endoplasmic reticulum; perinuclear region of cytoplasm; Golgi apparatus. NCBI's taxonomy places the organism in Eukaryota, Metazoa, Chordata, Mammalia, Carnivora, Phocidae.
UUUCUUGCGACGCGAAUGGGACGCCUGAGGACCCAACGAGCAUGCGCAACCAUUCCGAGCAUGCUCAGUAGCGCGCGUGCGUUGGGGCUUCACUGCGCGGUGGCCGACGCGGAGGAUUCCGCGGCUGCUGCGGGAGCGACAGGAAGUGAAGCGGCCCGGCCGGGCGACCGCGGCGGCAGAAACAGAGGCGGAAGGGGCGCUGCGGCAGCAACGACGUCGGCGACGGGGGUGGACGAGGGGGUCGAGCACCGAGACGACUCGCCCGCUCGGAAGCCGGAUCCCGAGCUGGGCAGGAUGGAUCACCACCAGCCAGGGACUGGCCGCUACCAGGUGCUUCACAAUGAAGAAGAUAAUUCAGAGUCAUCUGCUGUAGAGCAACCAUCAACUUCAAACCCAGCACCGCAGAGCGUUCAGACUGCCCCUUCAGCAUCGGUACUUGAAACGGACUCUUCUCCUCCACCUUAUAGUAGUAUUACUGUGGAAGUACCUACAACUUCAGAUACAGAAGUUUACAGUGAGUUUUAUCUUGUGCCACCUCCCUACAGCGUCGCUACCUCCCUUCCUACGUACGAUGAAGCUGAGAAGGCCAAGGCUGCCGCAAUGGCAGCUGCAGCCGCAGAGACAGCUCAGAGGAUUCAGGAGGAAGAGUGCCAACAAAGAGAUGACUUUAGUGAUGCAGACCAGCUCAGAGUGGGUAAUGAUGGGAUUUUCAUGCUGGCGUUUUUCAUGGCAUUUAUUUUCAAUUGGCUUGGAUUUUGUUUAUCCUUCUGUAUCACCAAUACCAUAGCUGGAAGAUAUGGUGCCAUCUGUGGAUUUGGACUUUCAUUGAUCAAAUGGAUUCUUAUUGUUAGGUUUUCUGAUUAUUUUACUGGAUAUUUCAAUGGACAGUAUUGGCUUUGGUGGAUAUUUCUUGUACUUGGCCUGCUUCUUUUCUUCAGAGGAUUUGUUAAUUAUCUAAAAGUCAGAAACAUGUCUGAAAGUAUGGCAGCUGCUCAUAGAACAAGAUAUUUCUUCUUAUUAUAGAGACUGCAUCGACCAGACAUUCUUUUCUUAUAUCAAUGUGAAAUUUCCAGAUCAUCUGUAAACCUACAACUUUAAUAGAAGACUACUAAAAGCAGAAGAUAAAUUAGUGAAGAAAAGAUAGAUCUUCAAAAUUGAAUAGCAGGAUGGUUUAUGCUUAAAAGCCAUUUCUGUUCAUUCUCUUAAAUAUUUAUAUUUCAUUUGUUUUGCACAUUUGCAUACGUGCCCAUGUAAAAGAUUUGCGUAUACUUGAAAGAAACCAUAAAGUUGUAGCAGUAAAGUCCAGUCAUAUUUGGUUAAUCAGUGUUUGUUAUAAUUGAAAGAGAUGAGUGAGAAACAGUCUUCCAGCAUGUAAAUGCCAUUGACUUCCGACCUGACAUUUAGUAUAAUAAAAAUGAAAUUAUUAACCAUGUCAAAUGCUUUAGUUUCUGGCUCCUAGAUUCAUCUAGUGUAACUCUACACAUGAAACAUCCUUUGUUAUAUAUAGUUUUUAAAACCUGCAGUGCUGAUUAUAGAAGAACUUUGUCAGAUUUUUGAACAUGAUAUUUACAUUAUUAUUUAGCAAACUCUGUAAAUAACCAUGCAUAAAUUACUUUCUGCAUUGUUUUCUUAGAAACUGUGUCUGGAUAUCUUUUCAAUUAAUUUAAAAUUAAGUGAACUUAAUAUAUAGAGAAAAUUUGGGUGUUAAAGAUAGUUUGUUUUAGGACAGAUUUUAAGAAGAUAUGGGUAUUCCACAUGUCCCUUAUAAAAACAUCUUUUCGUUGUUUUCUUUUUAAGGGACAUGCCAAGUUUAGGGGUUCUGUUGAGAAGCUUGGUUUUUAGCAUUGCCAUCUUAGAGAGUCUUGUAGGAAGAGAUUGUAUUAGACAUCAUAUUUAUUUCAUUUAAGACACUUUUGAAAAUUAAUUUUCUGAAUAAGAUAUUCUCAAUUUGCAUUUGUCUUUUAAGAAGCCAAUAAAAGUAUCUUUCAUUUAUCAUUGUAAUAAUGUUUUCUUUAGAUGUUUAGGUUGUUAAAUGAAACAAAUAAAACCUUGUACUAAUAGCUUCUUGCUUUAUGAUUGUAGGAUUAACCUAUAAAAAUCAUAUCUUGAAUUCAGAUAUGCCAAGUAAUCGGUUUUUCAGUUACAGAGAUGUGUCUGUGGGAUCUGGGGGUGGUGUGUGUGUGUGUCUGUGACCAUUAUUACAACUGGAAGCAACUACAUUUUGCAGAUCAUUUUAUGUCUCAUCUAUUUUCUUUUCAGUUAUAUUUUUGUUUUUGAAUGCCAAAAUUAACAAUGAGAAUUAUAUCCUCUUUUAAACUUAAAAAUCAUUUAAUACAGCUAUAGAGUACAUAUAAAAUUGGUUGCUUGUUUAUUAUUAGACGCUGACUCCUACUAAAAGAUACAUCUAAAAUUACUAUUCAGGGACAUUUUUCCAUUUCUGAAAAAAUAACUUAGGCUUUAUAACUUCUUUUGUAUUUCUCUGUAUUUUCUGAUUUAUUUCAUUGUCUUUGAUAAAUAAAACAUGCAGUUUUGUUUUGCUAA